GUCAGGACUACGCCGUUCUGGAUGACGUGAGGCACAAUCACAGUCAGGAGGAAUUUCUGCAAAUUCCUGCCGGAUGGGAGGUGGCACGAUUUGAGGAUGCCGCUGACGCGCACGAACUCAUCACACACCACGAAGGCUUCAACUGCAACUUGCUGGUCACUCAGGAUGCUGUCUUCAGAAGCAGCCGAGCUCUCCAGUGGAGAGAGGAAGAUCAAGGGACCAAGUUUGCGGACGGUGACUUCUUGGUUUGGCACGGCCGGCACGGGGAGACCGUGAUCCCGGACCACGACAGGCUACAGGGUCUCUGGACUCGUAUCCUGCUGCAACGGCCGAGUCUGGUUCUUCAGCUGGACAUCAGAUGCUCAGACACUGCGGUGGAGGUGGAGAUUCUCUCUCUGGCUGGCGAUUGCUUGGGCAAGUUCGUCCUGGAGCCUGCUUCCACCGUUCGUGAUUUGCGGGAAGUGGUGGGCAGCCAGAACGAGAGGCAUCGGGACGCCAAGUACGUUCUACCGGGAGGAAUGCGGGUUUGUGAGGAUGACGAAGAGUUGUCCAGACUUCAACCUGCUCCCUAA
This is a messenger RNA of Symbiodinium sp. CCMP2592, 572 nucleotides long. The record is from the annotation of a GenBank genome assembly. Lineage: Eukaryota; Dinophyceae; Suessiales; Symbiodiniaceae.